Messenger RNA from Malania oleifera, 1011 nucleotides. Its product is annotated as transcription factor DIVARICATA-like. Gene Ontology annotation, molecular function: DNA binding. The transcript has 2 exons. Bases 194 to 739 code for a protein of 181 amino acids. NCBI's taxonomy places the organism in Eukaryota, Viridiplantae, Streptophyta, Magnoliopsida, Santalales, Ximeniaceae. The record is from RefSeq and is a predicted model, not a curated record.
CUGAGUUGGCAUUCCCAAAAUGAAACCAAAUUCCGAAACAGAAUCUCUCUCUCUCUCUUAAAUGCCGUUCAAGUAUGAGAAUCCCGCAAAAGUCUUUAAUUUUCCCACCAAACACAGAUGUCAAAUCCCCAAAAAACUUGAUUUCUCAGAAGGAAGAGAAGGAUUGGGAAAGGAAUCGAGGGUGAUCUGAGCUAUGAGUGGCGGAAAUCCGUCGGCGCCGGCUCAGUCAUCUUGGACUUGGGUGGAGAACAAGGUAUUUGAGCAGGGCCUCGUGCAGUUCCCCGAUGAAACGCCGGACCGGUGGAACAAGAUCGCCGGGCUUCUGCCGGACAAGUCGCCGGCGGAGGUGCAGCAACACUUCGAGGCAUUGCUACACGACGUGAAUCUGAUCGAAUCAGGCCAGAUCGAAGUCCCCUGUUACGCGGAUUUACCGCCGGUGAUGUCGGACCCGGCAGCGAAGUCCAAAAAGAAAGCGAGUCCCUGGUCGAAAGAAGAGCACAGGUUGUUUCUGCAUGGUCUUGACAUUUACGGGAAGGGAGAUUGGAGGAGCAUCUCAAGGUACGCAGUGGUUUCAAGAACUCCAACCCAAGUGGCCAGCCAUGCCCAGAAAUACUUCAUUCGCAAGAACGCCAAGAAGAAUGAGAGGAUGAGGUCCAGCAUCCACGACGUCACCAUCGACUGCAGCCUCCGCGCUCAGCCGCCGUCGCCGGCGCAGGCAUUUCAGUGUUCACCCCCCUAAACCUGUUUCCCUGCGGCUUCCUUUGUCGCAAUGAUGGUAGUAGGAUAGUUUUUUUUUUUUUCUGUAUGGUGAUCCAAUCCUGUUCAUUUUGCCAUGGGAUUUCAUUGUAUAGCAGUAUUUUUUUUUUUUUUUUCUUUAGAUUUUUUCGUUUUCUCUAGAUAUGUUUUUGGUAGUCUUUCCAUCAAUGAUUUAAUUUUUGGUAUGUCUGAAUAAAUAUUUUUAUGAUCGUGGUCAUUUAAAUGCACAUGGUAAUAAAGUUAUAGUGGAUGUCA